Molecule: messenger RNA, 3408 nt
Organism: Grosmannia clavigera kw1407
Lineage: Eukaryota; Fungi; Ascomycota; Sordariomycetes; Ophiostomatales; Ophiostomataceae
Product: ubiquitin fusion degradation protein
Exons: 4
Coding region: 1-3408 (1135 amino acids)
Biological process (GO): protein polyubiquitination
Cellular component (GO): cytoplasm; ubiquitin ligase complex; nucleus
Molecular function (GO): ubiquitin-ubiquitin ligase activity
Source: RefSeq, a predicted model, not a curated record
AUGGACCCCAACGAAGAACAGCCACCGCCGGAGCCAACUCUGCCCAGCCAGGAGCAGAUGCGGGCACGGCGUCUUGCCAAGCUGGGCGCGACCACGCCGUCCUCCACACCGAAAGACACAGACAGAGCCGGCGACAGCACAGUCCCGACAGCGUCGACGUCGUCGACCUCUCCCUCCACAUCCACGCGACAACCGGCCACCGCAUCAGCGGGAACAGGUAAUGAUGACCACGUCUGCCUUGCAGCUCUGCAGGGAGACCACAGCCACCCCACAAAAAGGUCGCUUGCCGACGUUGAUCCAGCUGCAGCGAGCCCCUCUGGCGCCCCAACUGACCCGCCGGCACGGCGGCCGGGUGCCGCAACCGCGUCCACAACCCCAGCGACAACCCCAGCGACCUCGAAACCGGCUACGGCAGCCGUUCCGACACCGACUCCCGCCACCCUCUCCCCUGCCGACGCCCUGGCCGAGUGGACCGAUCACGUCAUAUCCAGCACGCUCCGCGUGACCAUCGAGUCGAGUCGGACGCGCGACCGCCACGGCCACCAGGUCGCGUUCCUGCCAGGCCUGCGGAGCGAGAUCCUCGAGCGCAAUGGCGAGACCGAGAGCGACAAGGCCGAAUCAUCCAAGAAACCGCUGCGCCUCACCAUCGAUGACAUCGAUCCGGCCAUCCUCGAGGCGUCGACGGAGAUCAACCACAAGCGGCCGCUGCUCGACUACCUGCUGCCGUGCUACAAGGCGGCCAGCCGGCUGCUCAAGACCCGCGUCACGAGCACGGAGCGGCUUGCCGUGCUGCACGAGCUCAAACGACUCUGCAUGUGCAACAUCGUCUUCGCCUUGACAAUGCCGGAUUACUUUGGCCGGGAACCAAAUCGGGAGCACGACACAAUCGUGCCGUAUCUGCUGCGCGGCGUGCGGCCGGACGACGUGCUGAGCCUGGACAUGGACUUCAUCACGGAUGCGGUGGCGCGGUUCGACGACGACGAUGACGGGCAGGUACAGGAGAUCUUCACGCGAGCGAUGGUAGAGAUCAGCUCGAAGCUGGCGACGAUGACGAUGAACGACGAGUAUCUGCCCUACAUUGAGGUGCUGCUGACAUACUCGCGGUUCAAGCCGCUGCUGGUAGCACUGGCACGACACCCGUCCUUCCAGAUGGCACAGUCGGCGCCCAACAUUGAGCGGUUCACGCUGCUGGGCCCGUUCUUCCGCAUCUCGCCGCUGCAGCACGAAGUGUCGACGGCGUACUUUGGCGGGCACCACAAGGUGGAGAUGCCGCGCAAGGAGACGGUGUACAGCGCUCUGCAGAUGACGGUCAAUACGCACCAGGCGAACCUGCACUCGAUCGCGAUGGCGUUUGCACGGGCGGGCGACGGGCCGCGGAACCGACUGCUGGACUGGUUUGCGUACGCGAUGAACAUGAACCACAAGCGGCGGGCGAUGCAGGUCAGUAGCAAGGAGGUGGCCUCGGACGGCUUCAUGAUGAACGUGGCAGCGGUGCUGGACCGGAUGUGCGAGCCGUUCAUGGAGGCCAACUUCUUGCGGAUGGAGCGGAUCGACAUCGACUACCUGCGGCGCAAGCCGCGGAUCAACAUCACGGACGAGACGAAGCUGAACGCGGACCAGGCACAAUCAGAUGCGUUCUACGGGAAGCCGGCGGGCGGAGAGAAUAAGUUUGUCAGCGAGCUGUUCUUCCUCAACAUGGCGUCGCACCACUACGGCAGCGGGGCAGCGGGUCAGCGGUACAAGGACAUUGACCGGGAAAUCAAGCACAUGGAGGGCCAGCUGGCGAUGCUGGAGGAAGAGCGCAAGAAACUGCUGGCGACGGCGGCAGCAAACCCGCGGGCGAUGGUGCUGGUGGAACAGCAUCUCAAGACGUACACGGCGGCAAUCGACCGACAUGUGUCGUACAAGUACGCGCUGGAGGCAGUGCUGUCGGACGAGAAGAUGCAGGUGCGGUCGCUGAUGUUCAUGCGGUACGUGUCGGUGUGGCUGCUGCGGGUAGCCAGCCGAUCGGACUACACGCCGGACAAGGAGUUGCAGCUGCCGCUGCCAGGCGACGAGCCAGAGGCAUUCAGCUGCCUGCCGGAAUAUGCGCUGCAGAACGUGGUGGACCACUUCAAGUUCCUGUUCCGGCGAGUGCCACGGAUCCUGCCGUCGGCCGUGGGCGAUGAGAUGGUGGCGCUGUGCAUCACCUUCCUGGAGUCGUCCGAUUACAUCCGCAACCCGUACCUCAAGUCGUCGCUGGUGUCGCUGCUGUACUCGGGAACGUGGCGGAUGUACCACCUGACCAACGGAGUGCUGGGCGACGCACUGGCCAACAGCAAGCUUGCGAACCGCCACCUGUUGCACGCGUUGAUGAAGUUCUAUAUCGAGUGUGAGUCCACGGGUGCACACACGCAGUUCUACGACAAGUUCAACAUCCGCUACGAGAUCUUCCAGGUGAUCAAGGCCGUGUGGCCAAACGACCUGUACAAGCAGCAGCUGACACAGCAGAGCCGGACAAACCGGUCUUUCUUUGUGCGGUUCGUCAACAUGCUGCUCAACGACGCCACCUACGUGCUGGACGAGGCGCUGUCCAAGUUUCCCAAGAUCCACGACCUGCAGAAGGAGCUGCAGGAGGGCGGCAGCCAGCUGACUCCGGAGGUGCGGCAGCAGAAGGAAACAGAGCUGCAGCAGGCCGAGAGCCAGGCGCAGUCGUACAUGCAGCUGGCCAACGAGACGGUGGCGAUGAUGAAGCUGUUUACGGAGGCGUUGAGCGACGCGUUUACGAUGCCGGAGAUCGUGUCACGGCUGGCCGGCAUGCUGGACUACAACCUGGUCACGCUGGCCGGACCGGCGUCGCGCAACCUCAAGGUGGACAACGCGGAGAAGUACUUUUUCAACCCCAAGGUGCUGCUGCCGCAGCUGGUGGAGCUGUAUCUCAAUCUGGGCGACAAGCAGUCGUUUGUCGACGCCGUCGCCGCCGACGGCCGCUCCUACAAGCCCGACAUCUUUUCCAACGCGACGCGCAUCCUCGCGACCAAGGGCCUGAUGGACCCGGCCAAGCUGCAGGCCUGGGAUGCGCUGAUGGCCCGCUUUGCCUCCACCAAGGAGCUGGCCGACCAGGCCGAGACUGAUCUCGGCGAGAUCCCGGCCGAGUUUGAGGACCCCAUCAUGGGCGAUCUGAUGCGCGAUCCCGUCAUCCUGCCCUCGCGCCACACCGUCGACCGCUCCACCAUCACGCAGCACCUGCUGUCCGACCCCAAGGACCCGUUCACGCGGCAGCCCAUGACCAUGGAUGAUGUCGUGCCGGAUGUCGCGCUCAAGCAGCAGAUUGACGACUGGAAGGCCGGCCGGAUCGCGGCCGCACGGGCGAAGCUCGAGGGGACCGGCGGGGCGGCCGGCGAGGCCAUGGACACGCGUGAGGAGUGA